Messenger RNA from Xyrauchen texanus (razorback sucker), 6164 nucleotides. Its product is annotated as netrin-G2-like. The transcript has 8 exons. The coding region runs from base 862 to 2478 and encodes 538 amino acids. The record is from RefSeq and is a predicted model, not a curated record. Lineage: Eukaryota; Metazoa; Chordata; Actinopteri; Cypriniformes; Catostomidae.
UGCAGUGGCCAAAAUUAUUUCUUAUUCUUCCGGAUUUGCAAAAGGGAACGAAACUUGUGUGUAAAAAUAGAUUGCUAUAAGUCACUGUAAAUGGAGCAGGACGGGGGAUGGAAUCAGAUAAGGAGGAUAGGUAGGAAUGGGAGGUGUAGUCGCUUACUCUGAUGUCUGUCAUUGAGCGUGCAGGACAGAGACAUCAAUGAAGGCAGGGAUAGCAUCGAAAACUUUACUUAUAUGUUUUUUGGGUACUGCAUUAUUCGCUUCGGGGAAUUCUGGAUCGAGGGCAUCUAGAAUGCUUUCCAAAAAACUACGUGGUAUCCGAGGACAGCACGAAGGGGAAAGCGCAUGCUGUGAUCUUUUUCCAGAGAGGAGUAACGUGUGCAUGCGUUUCAGUCAUCUAUCUCAAGUGAUAUGGCGUGCAGGGAACUGACUGAGAAAGAGUUUAUAGAGUAGAAAUUCAUCUGGGAACAGUGAAGGUGCUGAUCUCUCUGGAGCCAGGGCAAAAGGUCAGAAAUGAAACAAAUUAACCCAUCACACAUGCAUCGUAGACUGGACUCCGGCACCAGGAUUGCGCAAAAACCGCUAAAUGUACUUUACAUCUCUGAACUGAAGUGACAUUCACCCCUGGACUUGUUGAAGUCAUUUGCCACGUAUAGAUUCUGAACUUUGAAUUUAAAGAUGUCACAACAGAUCUGAAAUCUGUGCGAACAAUCACACAUUUUACAAAGUCACCGUUGUCCAUUGAAGGUCAGACAUUACCCUUUUGGAUGAAACUGAUACCAUAAUGGAUACUGGAAAUUUCACAAUUUGAAUCAUUUCCAUGCUGAUAUUCCUAACAGCUGUGGCACCUCUUGCCUUUCUCUCAUGCUCAUGGACCCAUCCAGUGCCAUGCUCUCACAGGCGCUCCUGCUCUUACAGUGCAUUAUUCUGACUCUUGGCCAGUACAAUAUUUGUAAGUCGCUGGUCAGCACAGAUGAUGGACCAACAUGGGAGUAUUACGCUUGCCAACCCAAACCCAUGUCCAUGAAGGAGUACAUGAAGAUUCGAGUGGAGCCUGCUGAUAUCACGUGUGGGAACCCACCAGAGCGAUUCUGUACUUUGGAAAACCCAUACCUGUGUAGUGACGAAUGUGAUGCCUCCACCAAAGAACUUGCCCAUCCUCCAGAGCUCAUGCAAGAUCGGGAACGAACUGGACUCAUCACGUACUGGCAGACUGUCACAUGGAGUCGGUUUCCUGAGCCUCUUCUGGCCAACAUAUCCUUAUCCUGGAACAAAAGCCUUGAGUUAACCGAUGACAUUCAGAUAACCUUUGAGUAUGGGCGGCCCACAAUAAUAGUACUGGACAAGUCCCUGAAUUACGGUCGAACCUGGCAGCCUUACCAGUACUACGCAGACGACUGCAUGGACGCUUUCGGGAUGUUGGCAAAAAGGGUGCAGGACUUGUCAGCUACUAACGUGACCAGGGUCAUAUGUACCGAGCAAUACUCUCGUUGGGUCGGUUCUAAGAAUGAAAAGAAUGUGCGGUUCGAGGUGCGAGACCGCUUUGCCAUAUUUGCUGGGACAAAAUUACAAAACAUGGACAAUUUGUACACGCGCAUGGAGAGUAUGAAAGGCCUCCGAGACUUUUUCACCUUCACGAACCUACGGCUUCGGCUGCUUAGACCAGCGCUCGGAGGAACAUAUGUGCAACGGGACAACCUUCUCAAGUACUUUUACGCCAUCUCCAAUAUCGAAAUACCAGCAAGGUGUAAGUGUAACCUUCACGCUGGUCAGUGCUCGCUGCGUGAUGGCACCCUUCAGUGCGACUGUGAGCACAACACCACAGGGCAAGACUGUUCGGCCUGCGAGAGAGGUUUUAAGGCCAAGUCCUGGAAGCCUGGCUCCUACCUGCCCACCCCGAAUGGAUCCCCGAAUAUUUGUACGAAUUCUGCACCUGGUGAGGCGUCAGGAACUUCUGGCAACUGCGAGUGCAACGGUCACUCAAAUCGCUGCAGUUACAUUGAUUUCAUCAACAUUGUGACUUGUGUGAGCUGCAAACACAACACUAGAGGGCAGAACUGUCAGCACUGUCGUCUUGGAUACUUCCGGAAUGCUACUGCCGAGCUGGACGAUGAAAAUGUUUGCAUAGAGUGUAACUGUAAUCAGCUGGGGUCCCUGCAUGCCCGUUGUAAUGACACAGGCUUCUGCCAGUGUCGAGAGGGUACCACUGGGCAGAAGUGUGAGGACUGUCUCACUGGAUACAACUGGAAGCAAGGCUGCACACCAAACGUGUGCGACGAUGAGCUACUGCUGUGUCAGAACGGCGGCUCCUGCAUCCAGAACCAGAAGUGUGUUUGUCCACCCGAGUUCAAGGGCGUUUUGUGUGAGCAGCCACGCUGUCAGGGCGAAAGAGGGUGUGACGGUGCCUCUGCCUGCUACCUCAGCGCCCUAACACUGCUGCUCUGCCUUCUAGCCAACAGCCUGCUUAAAGCCAAUGCCUAGAAACCCAUCUUAGUCCUGAUAUCGAUCCUAGUCUACGCAGGCCAAAGGGCUGAACCCUGCAGACAGAGAGAAAGAGUGGCCUAAACCCGUACAGACCCUGUCUAACGGUGCUGUAAUCUUUUUUGUAAAAGGGCGGCGGCUAAGCUGAAGUCAAAAAAGCCUUCAUGAGAUGAAUAGUUAAUUGCUCGUCUCUUAGCAUCACUGAUCGCCUGAACUGUAUACCAAAAACAAAAGAAGUUACAUUCAGUUUCAGCUCAUUCUAAACCACAGAACUCUACAGAAAAAGGACACAUAUAUAGAUGAGGUUUCAUUUCUUUUGGCAUUUCUAUGUUCCUGUAGUUUUGGCGCUCACUGCGAUACAAGCACUGCACUUAGCCAGCUUGUUUUGACGAACGACAAAUGGUUGAUAUCACGGAAGCCUACUUAUGCCAAGUUAUUCUUCUUCUUUUGAAGACUCGUUUUUACAUUUCCUUUCAUUGCUGCAUUUUUCUUGCAUUUUACUGUCAAAUGCCAUCGAAGUUGUUGCAAGUAGAUGAAACUUACGAAAAAGAUGUUUAAAUGCUAGUUGCAAAGAAAGAAUGUCUCUAUAGCUUGUGUUUGAGAUUACAUUUCUGGAAUGUAGAGAGAGUUUUUAAUCGUCACGUUGAACAGAAACAUAUAUGUCUAUCUGAAAGGAAAUAUGAAGAUAUGAAGUAUUGUAUAUUAUGAUUAUUAUUUAAAUAUUUUUUGUAGAAACUGUUAUUUUUGUUCCAAGUAAUUGUUACCAUUGUAAAGACAUUGCAGUCUUCAUUGCAGUGCAGUGUGGUAUUCACGCCAUGGUAAAAAAUUAUAUUUGAUGAUACAGCAGAGUACAUCUCUAAUAUGUUUGAAAUGUUUCUGACAUUCACAACAUUACCAAACGUUAAACAAAGCAUAAGAAAGUUCAUUACAUGCACAGCUUUAGUUUAAUAUAACCCGCUCACCAUCUUGAUACUGGCAUGUAACCAUCUUUGCAGUUAUUUCUUUACUAAGAUGACAAUUCAGGGCUGCUUAUUAACAUGCGAUAUAAGUAUAUUACUAAAGUACAAUGUCCCACAUAACCAUCAUACAAAACUAAAUAAUUACAAUGCAUUUAUUUGGAGAAAACACAUUGGCUAUGUUCAGAAUGGAAUACUAGAGCACUACUUACCGAAUACUCCACAGUAUUCGGUGUAAACUGCCUAUUUUUUUAACUCUUCCUUGGUCUCAUGACUGACUGUAGAGCGGAGAAGGGGCUGGGCUGGAAUGAUGCACGCCCGGUCCCCAAUCGGCCUGAUGGGGUGCAUGAGGAAUAAAGUUGGAUAAAUUACUGGCUGUAAUUCUCUCUCUCUCUCAUGGUCCUGGCGGAACAUUGUCUCGUUUCGCUGUGUACUGUACUAACUGUAUAUGGUUGAACUGACAGCCUUAAUCCCUCGCGUGCCCCAUCAGGCCGAUUGGGGAACGGGCAUGCAUCAUUCCAGUCUGGUCCCGCCCUCCUCCGGUCUACAAUGACCCUUUAGAAUUUUGAACACUGAUUUACAUCAACUUCAAAACUUCAUGACAUCCUCCACAGAGGUGAUCUGAACCUGACAAUGUCAUUUUUUUUAUUUCAUGUAUUUGUACACAAAGCUACAAAAAAAGUCCUUACGAUGUCCUUAAGGGUCAAAUUGACCAUUUCUUAAUGUUAAAUUUCAAAAGCUUAUAAUACAGGCUCUGUUUGCUCUUGGUCUUAAAUCGUUCGUCACAUUCCCUGCUUUUCAGAUCUGUAUUUUGUGAUAGGUGAUAGAGAAAAAAGUUAUUUUUCUAGUGUUAGCUGGCACCUAGAGGAACGAUAUAAGACCAAAAGUAGAGAGAUAGGUAAACACAGCCUUUAUUACAAGAUUUGAAACUUUUUUUAACAAGAUUGUUGAAGCUGUGUUGGGGCAUCCCCUGCCUUUCAGGUCUGUUUAUUGGAAUAGAAGGUGAUAGAGGAAAAAAUAUUUUUCUAGUGUUAGCUGGCAUCUAGACAAACAAUUAAAGACCAAAAGUAUAGAGAUAGAGCAAACCUUUAUUACAAACUUUUGAAUUUCAACAUAAAAAGGGUCAAUUUGACCCUCUAGGUUCAAAGUAUGGACUUGGUCGUUAAGACCAUGGAAGGGUUAAGUACGUGUAACAGUAGACAUUAUUUAGCAAUCUACGUUUCACGCAACAGUAUGCUACAUUGUUGUCACAUGACCUCUUAACAUUGGAUGUGAGUGGUGUACUGUACAGUAGGAUGAUCCAGAAAAAUUACGUUUAUAGGACUUUUCCUCCACAAAUGUAUUUUGUUCUAUGCCUCAUAUCUAAAUGUAAAAAAAAAAAUUAAGCUUUUUGGUUAAUAUUUAGGGGUUGCUUAAGAGCAACAAAAAUGUGAGUAUGGAAUUUUAGCAUAAUUUUUAAACCACUUGCAUUCAGAGAAAAAAACAAAAUCUAUACUAAACGGACUGAAAACCACUGGUUUACUGUAUAGAUAAUUAUAAUGUGGGAACAAUGUGGGUCCUUGAGUGACCCCUAAAUAUGCCCCAAUCUGCUUAAAUUUUGUUACAUGUUUUAUUUAGAUAAGGCAUAAUAAAUUUAGACUUGUGGACUUGGUUCUCUGAGGUUGAUUUUUUCUUACCAUAUUUUCAUGGACAACCCUAGUGUACAGCUAUCAUGUUGGAAAUAAAAUGCUUAUCAUCCAUUUAAUUUUGUGCAAAAAUUCUGCAUUCUGUUGCGUACUACACAUUUGAACAAAGGUAGUACUGUAAGUCAUCCGGUAUUCUGUACUGUACAUACAUACAUUUUGCAUACUGUGCACAGUAUACAUACUAUAUACUGCUUAAAAUAGUUAAAGUAUUAUGCUAGUAUGCUAUUCCAAACACAGUCAAUCAAAGCACAUUGCCAAAUUGAAUGGCCAGUCUAACAAUUAAAUUUACAGUCUAUAAAAGUCAGCACAUCACAUAUCAUGGAAUCAGGUUAUUUUUCAAAUCGUCUCAAAGAAAUGCCAACAUCUUCAGUGGCUCCUAGUCUUUUUGAUGUGUUGCAUAUUUACAAAUGCUUUACAUUCAUAAUGAGCCAGGGCAAAUAAUAUACUAUGAAUAAAUAUUAGAAAUGAAUAAAACCUGACAAUCAGAAAGCACAAACAAAAGUGAGUGAAUUGUUUUUCUUUAGACUUUGUACCUCUAUAUGUAUAUUGGUGCUUUAAAGGGAUAGUUCAACUAAAAAUGUAAAUUCUGUCAUCAUUUAGUCACCCUCAUUUUGUUCUAUAACUACAUUAUAUGACUUUCUUUCUUCUGUGGAACACAACAGUUAGGCAGAAUGUUAGGGAUUGGCAGCGUUAGUCACCAUUCACUUUCAUUGCAUUUUCUUUCCAUAGAAUCAAACUGAAUGGUGACUGAGGAUAACAUUCUGCCUAACUUCCAUUGUUUUCUAUGGAAGAAAGUCAUACAGGUUUGAAACAACAUGAGGGGUGAGUAAAUGAUGACACAAUGUUCUUUUUUGGGGUAAACUAUCCCUUUAAAUGCAAUUAGGCAAAUGUUUCAAUAGAUGCUUACUGUAUAUUUAGUGCCUGAAACAGCAUUACACUGGCACUACAGUCAAUGCAGCUAAUAUCAGUAAUUAAUAUCUGACCAUUUUUAUUCCUUUGGCAGUAUCACAAGGUGAAUCAGCCAUAUUUAUGUCCACAAGCCCAA